Messenger RNA from Eurytemora carolleeae, 908 nucleotides. It is a transcript of the gene Spf30, whose product is annotated as survival of motor neuron-related-splicing factor 30. The transcript has 7 exons. The coding region runs from base 17 to 739 and encodes 240 amino acids. Gene Ontology annotation, biological process: negative regulation of DNA-templated transcription. Lineage: Eukaryota; Metazoa; Arthropoda; Copepoda; Calanoida; Temoridae. The record is from RefSeq and is a predicted model, not a curated record. Gene Ontology annotation, molecular function: DNA-binding transcription factor activity.
AUUAAUUUCAGAAAGAAUGGCAGAAGAGUUAAAUACCUACAACCUUCAGCUUCAGCAGGUGGAGGCUGCCCUAACCUCAGAACCUGAUAAUCAGGAAUUAAUACAGUUGAAAACAGAUCUGGAGCAGGUUAUAGCACUCACACAGGAGCUCAUCUCAGGGGAUGGUGAACAGGAUGAAGAGCAAGCCCCAGUAGAGUCUGAACAACCAAAGCGUGCUAAGAAAACUAAAUCCCGAUGGGGGGAAGCUGAACCAGUUCUACCUGUUAAACCCUGGCAGGUCGGGGAGAAUUGUCAGGCCUUGUACGUGAAGGAUGGAACCUAUUAUGAGGCCGUUAUAGAAGAAAUAAAUAAAGAUCAAGUCACUGUCAAAUUUAUAGGAUAUCAGGGACCAUAUACCACCACUUUGAGUUCUCUGAAGAUGCCUAGCAGUGGAAACACUACGGUUCACACAGUCAACAAGAGUAAAAAAGAAUUAGAAAUAAAACGAAAGGAGUAUCUGAAGGAGAAGAAGAAGAAGAAGAUGGAGAGGAUGAAGGACUUGGUGGAGGGGAAGGAGAAGGAGAAGGGCAAGUGGUUGAACUUCAGCUCUAAAGCGUUUGGAAAGCGUGGGUUUGUUAAGAAGAGUAUAUUUAAGACCCCUGAGAGCAGUGAUGGGAAGGUUGGGGUUGGAACAUGUGGAGUCUCAGGUCAAGGAAUGACAGAGUUCAGUCAGGCCUCAAAAUAUAGGAAAACUUUAUAGUUUCUUCGCUCCUGGGUUCUGCAUUUAAAUUCUAAAAUUUCUUUCAUAAAAAUAUUAUUUUCGAUUAAAAAAAAUUGAUCAAAUUGGUAAAUGUUAGACCUAAAAAUUGUUUCGUUACCUGACUUACAUUAUAUAAGAAUGGGCUUUGAUUGUUUGUAAAUAUUUCAGA